Sinocyclocheilus rhinocerous is the source of this 825-nucleotide messenger RNA. RefSeq names its product C3a anaphylatoxin chemotactic receptor-like. Gene Ontology annotation, biological process: inflammatory response; phospholipase C-activating G protein-coupled receptor signaling pathway; positive regulation of cytosolic calcium ion concentration. Gene Ontology annotation, cellular component: plasma membrane. The transcript has a single exon. Lineage: Eukaryota; Metazoa; Chordata; Actinopteri; Cypriniformes; Cyprinidae. The record is from RefSeq and is a predicted model, not a curated record. The coding region runs from base 1 to 825 and encodes 274 amino acids. Gene Ontology annotation, molecular function: complement component C5a receptor activity; G protein-coupled receptor activity.
AUGAGAGUGAGUUUUCUGGUCUUCUACUACCUGACCUUGAUCCUCUGUGUUCCUGGAAAUGCAUUUGUCGUGUAUGUUGCUGGAUUGAAGAUGAAGAGGACUGCUAAUACAGUAGGGUUUCUCAAUCUAGCCAUUGCCGACCUCUUGUGCUGCCUUUCCACUCUUUACUAUGUGAUCGAGAGCGAUUUUUAUGAUUACUUGACGUAUGCAUCCAUCAUGUGCAAGAUUCUCCCCUUCGUUAUGCUCAUCACCAUGUUUGCCAGUGUUUUCACCUUGAACUUGAUUAGUCUGGAUCGGUUUACUCGGGUGAUCACACCGGUUUGGGCUCAGAAUCAUCGCAGCCUGUUCAUUGCACGACUGUCCUGCGCAGCGGCCUGGAUUCUGGCUUUAUUUCUCAGUCUGCCUUUUAUGAUGUUAAGAGAGACUUUGACAGUAAAUAAUAAAACAUACUGCAUGCAUUAUCAACCUGAUUUAGACCGUUAUAAAAUGUAUAGAAGGUUAAGCGUCAUCAGAUUUGUGUUUGGGUUUUUGAUUCCUCUCAUAUGCAUCACAACAUGCUACGGAUUCAUCGCACGCAAGUUAGGCAGGAGUACUUUUCACUCUGGACGAGCGACUCGCAUCAUGUUGGCUGUAAUUGUGGCCUUUUUUCUCUGCUGGCUGCCGUAUCACAUAGUAGAUUUGAUAAUAAUAUAUGGAGGGCAAUCAAGUGUCUUAGCUUUGGCAGUGGAUCCGUUGGCCGUCUCUUUGGCGUAUUUCAACAGCUGCCUGAACCCCGUUCUGUAUGUUUUCAUGAGGAUUUCAAGAGCAUCAUUAAACUUUCUCUAA